This is a messenger RNA of Owenia fusiformis, 1386 nucleotides long. Lineage: Eukaryota; Metazoa; Annelida; Polychaeta; Sabellida; Oweniidae. The record is from the annotation of a GenBank genome assembly.
CUUUGUUGAACUAUUUUUUCACUCUGACAGAAAUCACUCACAAUAAUCAUUCCCAGCUGUGCAUCAGUGACUCAUCAAUGUCUAUGAAACUUGGAAAACAUUGUGGAGGCAACACUAAAAGAAGAUGACCAAUUUAUGGAUUGCUGAUGCACUUGAAUCACUGCCUUGGUACCAUCCAGACGCGACACGUAAAUCAACGAUUGCAUUACUAGAAACUUGCAAAGAAGGGAGUUAUGUAUUACGUCCUAGUUCCAAACCCGGAGAACUUGCAUUGUCUGUCAACACAAAAAACAAAGUGAAGCACUAUAACAUUGAUGUGAAGGACAAUACAAUUAUAUUCGGCAAACUGAGAUAUACAACAUUUGAAGAAUUUGUAACAUAUUUGACCUCCAACCCUGUCAUUGCGCAUGGAACAGAAAAUGCAACAGUAAUAUCUCAACCAGUUGAAAGAGAAAACUUCAGUAAACCAUCUGUCCAUGCUCCUAUGAAGCCCAAACCCAGAAAACCGCAAGCCACAAAUCAGUCUACAUCAGUUGAUAAACCAGUUGCUCCCCCAAGAGUACCUCCUAGAGUGCCACCUAUAGCUGGCCCCAAAAACGAAGACUUUGAAAGACUUGAUAUUAAUGAUAAUGAUGAUGAAAGAAUAGAUUCAAUACCACCAUUUUCUCCUCCUGCUCCACCAGACAUCGCGAAACCUUCAACAUUGCCACCUACAGGGAAGAUACAGGGAUUGACAGAAAUAAUAAACCCACCAAGGUCAAGCACACUUCCUGAAAAAACUCAUAAAAUGUUAGCUGCUACAAAAUCGCUCGAGUACAAACAAGGUUUCCUAACAAAGAGGGGAGGUAAUGUCCAGAAUUGGAAAACUCGCUGGUUUACGUUAGAAAAAAAUCGUCUAAAGUACUUCAAAGAAAAGACCGACAAAGAACCUGUGAAAACAUUAGAUCUACAUGAAUGUGAAAACUGCAUGAUGGACUAUACAAUAGAAAAACCUAAUUGUUUCACACUAAUGUUCUCUUGGCGCAAAUUCUUUAUAUACGCAAGCACUGCAGAAGAUGCUGAGGAAUGGGUCGCAGCUAUAAAGGCACAAAUGAACCUUAAUGGUUUAUUCAAUGAAAAUUAAUGUGCUAUAUGACGUGACUGCGAUAUAUUACAACAGCUUAUUGACUUCACGAAAAGUGGAAAAUGAGACCAAGAAAUGUGAUUAUAACUAAAAAUGGCAAUGUGAUAUAUUAUUACAAUGUUGCAAACAGUACAUAAUUAUAUCACCGCCAGAAGUGGUGACAUAUUGUUAUAGUCUCCAACUUAUAUGGAUGGUGUUCGGUGGUUGGUGUUUGGUGGUCAGUGUCUGUAACAAAUAGAAGGUGGUGACAUUUUGCAUGUUAA